AUUCUGCAAUUCAGAGCCUUCUCAACAUGGGGGCUCCCCUGCAUUCUCAAUUACUACUAUCUCUCUGCAGCCUCAGUUUACUUCUCCUUUCGUUCAAAGUCCAAUUAACUUAUCCCAUGUCAACAAUUACAGCAAUGGCCAAAGACCAAAUAGCCUGCACAAUGUGCUCCUCGUGUGACAACCCAUGUCAGCCAAUCUUCUCUCCACCACCACCGUCACCUCUGCUUCCAUGCCCUCCUCCACUAUCACCGCCGCUGCCACCACCUCUGCCCCCACCCUCGGACUAUAAUUAUCCGCCGCCUCCUUCACCUCCCAGUUCUUGCCCGGGAGACUGCUCUCAACCUCUAUCGCCACCUUAUAAUGGCGGUGGUGGUCGCGGUGAUGGUAACUACGUCUAUCCUCCGACCAACCCUUCUAUAUAUCCAACUCCUCCACCUCCAAACCCCAUUGUACCGUAUUUCCCUUUCUAUUAUUACAACCCUCCUCCACCUGAUACACUUAUCUCCAAAUCCAUUCAAUUUCAAAGCCAUCCUUUUAUCACUUGUCUCAUUCUUGCCAUGGCCAUUUUCCUGCUUCUUUGA
Messenger RNA from Nicotiana tabacum (common tobacco), 581 nucleotides. NCBI's taxonomy places the organism in Eukaryota, Viridiplantae, Streptophyta, Magnoliopsida, Solanales, Solanaceae. The record is from RefSeq and is a predicted model, not a curated record.